Messenger RNA from Arachis duranensis, 795 nucleotides. RefSeq lists its product as uncharacterized. NCBI's taxonomy places the organism in Eukaryota, Viridiplantae, Streptophyta, Magnoliopsida, Fabales, Fabaceae. The record is from RefSeq and is a predicted model, not a curated record. Bases 123 to 332 code for a protein of 69 amino acids. The transcript is spliced from 3 exons.
CUCGGGCGCAUUGCUAUGGCUUCCUGAUUGGGUUGGUAGCAUCGCUAGCGAGUUUAGAAAACAAUUUUGGAUCACUUCUCAGAAGCUGGUCAAUUAUUUGGGGGCAUUUGAUUGUUGCGUAAAUGGCACGUGCGCGCAAUCUAAUAGUUGCUGGAGGGCUUGUUGCUUUUGCUUCAGCAGGGUUGGCAUUUCCCUUCUACAUGGCAUCUUCAAAGAAGCCUGUAAUUGACUCAACAAAGCCGCUUCCGCCGCAAGCAACUUUUCGAGGGCCUUACAUUAACACCGGUUCGCGUGACAUCGGUCCUGAUGAUCAAACUUUCCAGAAGAAAUGAAGCAAGCCUGAGAGUCACCAUGUUUUGAGUUAGAAGGCUAAGCUCAUGCAUACAUACAUACAUACAUUUGGUUAUUCUUCAAAAGGAGUUUAUCAUAUGGCAUGCAAAUCAUUGCAACCGGGGUAGAGUUGUGCAUGUUCUUGAAAAUAAUUUUACACGUGUUGAAUAAUGUUUUGUUCUGAAAAAAUGAUGUAGUAGAAUCUGCUAGCAAAGAGUAUUUCUCAUUGUCUGAAGGGAACGUUUUCCCCCACGGUUUGAGGGGAUCAUGACAUGGCUGGGCGUUGGAAGAUUUGAGUAUCAUCUUGUAUGAAGUAGGAACCAACCAACCUAGACGGGGGGAGCUUUUUUCUCUUUUGCUAUUUAUAUUUUCUUUAAGAGGUUCUUGAAUCUGUAUGGAUUUAUGUUACUUGAGUGAUUGUAAUAAGAAAAAAAAUGAAUACUAUCGCCACAUUAUUGCAAAUUA